This is a messenger RNA of Acanthosepion pharaonis, 801 nucleotides long. The record is from the annotation of a GenBank genome assembly. Lineage: Eukaryota; Metazoa; Mollusca; Cephalopoda; Sepiida; Sepiidae.
AUGUUUAUCUAUCUAUCUAUCUAUCUAUCUAUCUAUCUAUCUAUAGACAUUCAUUUGUCUCUCUCCUCUCUCUCUCUCUCUCUCUGCCUCGUGAACGUAAUGUAUCCUCAGUCAGUCCAUGUUUAUCUAUCUAUCUAUCUAUCUAUCUAUCUAUCUAUCUAUCUAUCUAUCUAUAACAGACAUUUUCAGUCCAUGUUUAUCUAUCUAUCUAUCUAUCUAUCUAUCUAUCUCUCUCUCUCUCUCUAUCUAUCUUCAUUGUCAGACAUUUGUUUCUCUCUCUCUCUCUCUCUCUCUCUCUCUCUCUAUCGAGUGCUUCGUCUAUGUAUCCUAUCUCAGUCAGUCCAUGUUUAUCUAUCUAUCUAUCUAUCUAUCUCUGUUUGUCUAUCUAUCUAUCUCUAUCUAUCUAUCUAUAACAGACAUUCAUUUCUCUCUCUCUCUCUCUCUCUCUGCCUAGUGAACGUAAUGUAUCCUCAGUCAGUCCAUGUUUAUCUAUCUAUCUAUCUAUCUAUCUAUCUAUCUAUCUAUCUAUCUAUAACAGACAUUCAUUUGUCUCUCUCUCCUCUCUCUCUGCCUCGUAAUGUAUCCUCAGUCAGUCUCUAUCUAUCUAUCUAUCUAUCUAUCUAUCUAUCUAUCUAUAACAGACAUUCAUUUGUCUCUCUCCCUCCUCUCUCUCUCUGCCUCGAACAUGUGUAUCCUCAGUCAGUCCAUGUUUAUCUAUCUAUCUAUCUAUCUAUCUAUCUAUCUAUCUAUAACAGACAUUCAUUUGUCUCUCUCCUCUCUCUCUCUCUCUCUGCCCAGUAG